Molecule: messenger RNA, 657 nt
Organism: Plasmodium yoelii
Lineage: Eukaryota; Apicomplexa; Aconoidasida; Haemosporida; Plasmodiidae
Product: PPPDE peptidase, putative
Exons: 9
Coding region: 1-657 (218 amino acids)
Biological process (GO): protein deubiquitination
Molecular function (GO): deubiquitinase activity
Source: RefSeq, a predicted model, not a curated record
AUGCAAAGCAAAGAAAAAUUAAGAGGUGGGAAUUCUAUAACACUGGACAAUAAAGAUGUAGAAACAUCUCAAAUUAAUGAUUCUACUACAAUAUAUAUACCAGAUGUUAAUUCAAGCAUGGUUUAUUUAAAUAUAUACGAUUUAGAUCCUGUUUCAAAAGUUCUUAAUUCUGUUGUAAAGCCUAUUGGAACAGGCGCUUUCCAUGCUGGAGUUGAAGUAUAUGGUUAUGAAUAUUCGUUUGGUUAUGUGGCGGAUGGUAAAACUGGAGUAAUGAAAUCGGAUCCAAGAUAUCAUCCCUAUCAUGUUUAUCGUGAAAGUAUUUCUAUGGGUAAAACACCAUUGACAAAAACCGAAGUUAAUCUCCUUGUCGACGUUAUGAAACUUCAAUGGAUUGGAGACACAUAUGAUAUAUUAUCAAGGAACUGUUUAAACUAUGCCGAUUAUUUUUGUAAUUUAUUAGAUGUUGGAGGGGUACCUGAUUGGGUAAUGAGUUUGCAAAAAAAUCUAAUCUGGGUCAAAUCAAAUAUUAAUGUUGCAUCUAGUAAAUUGAAGGAAUUAAAUAAAGCUUCUGGAUUGCCAAAUGUUUUAAAUUAUGUUAAAAAAAAGUGCAUCAAAAAAAAUGAAAAUCCAAAAAAAUGUAAAGUUGUUUUAAAAUAA